AUGUCUUUAGGAGCAAUACACAGUCAGGUGGAAUCUUUGAGUGACUCGUGGGUGCGACUGAAACACAGCAGAGAUUGGUUAUACACAUCCUCCUACUCUUUUGUCGAGUCCGACUUUGAUCUCUCAAGAUCCCUUGGAGUUCAUACUUUGAUUGAAAAUGUCAUCAGUUUUGUAAGUGGAGAUGUGGGAAGCUCCCCAGGGUUUAAGGAGCCAGAGGAAAGUAUGUCCACCAGUCCCCAGGCAUCGGUCAUCGCAAUGGAGCAGCAGCAGUUGAGGGCUGAGCUUCGCCUGGAAGCACUUCACCAGAUUUUAGUGCUUCUCUCAGGGAUGGAGGAAAAAGGCAGUGUGCCAUUACUAGGAAGUCGUCAAGUGCCAGGAUUUCAGUCUUCUUCGUUGCUUACUUCUGUUAGGCUGCAGUUUCUUGCUGGCUGCUUUGGCUUGGGCACUGUCGGGCAUGCGGGUGCCAAAGGAGAGAGUGUAAGAUUGCAUCACUACCAGGAUGGUAUCAGAGCAGCUAAGAGAAGUAUUCAAAUUGAAAUCCAGGUGGCUGUGCACAAAAUUUACCAGCAGUUAUCUGCUACACUGGAGAGAGCUCUGCAAGCUAACAAGCAUCACAUAGAAGCACAGCAGCGUCUGCUGUUGGUCACCGUCUUCGCCCUCAGUGUGCACUAUCAGCCCGUGGAUGUCUCCUUGGCCAUUUCCACUGGUCUGCUGAACGUGCUGUCACAGCUGUGUGGCACAGACACCAUGCUAGGACAGCCCCUGCAGCUGCUGCCCAAAACUGGUAUUUCCCAGCUCAGCACGGCUCUGAAAGUAGCCAGUACAAGACUCCUGCAGAUCCUUGCAAUCACCACAGGGACCUAUGCUGAUAAAUUGAGCCCAAAGGUGGUCCAGUCUUUGCUGGAUUUGUUAUGCAGCCAGCUGAAGAACUUGUUAUCACAAGCUGGUGUGAUGCUUAUGGCUUCCUUUGGGGAAGGGGAAGGUGAGGAGGAUGAAAUGGAAUCCAAAAAGGCAGAUUCUAAUGGGGACAAUGAGAAGAGAGACUUCAGAGCUGCCCUCCGAAAGCAGCACGCAGCGGAGCUGCACCUGGGAGACUUCCUGGUGUUCCUGCGGAGAGUUGUGUCUUCCAAAGCGAUUCAGUCCAAAAUGGCAUCCCCGAAGUGGACAGAGGUCCUUCUCAACAUUGCCUCUCAGAAGUGUUGCUCAG
This is a messenger RNA of Acanthisitta chloris (rifleman), 1207 nucleotides long. RefSeq names its product probable E3 ubiquitin-protein ligase HERC1. Lineage: Eukaryota; Metazoa; Chordata; Aves; Passeriformes; Acanthisittidae. The annotation marks the transcript as partial. The transcript has 6 exons. The record is from RefSeq and is a predicted model, not a curated record.